This is a messenger RNA of Caenorhabditis sp. 36 PRJEB53466, 8574 nucleotides long. The record is from the annotation of a GenBank genome assembly. NCBI's taxonomy places the organism in Eukaryota, Metazoa, Nematoda, Chromadorea, Rhabditida, Rhabditidae.
AUGGCGACAAUUGUACCAAACCCCUACGUGCGGAUGUACAGUCUCAAGGUUUGUCAGCAGAAAGUCAGCAAUGUAUACUAAAAUGGGGAAUGAAAACAUGGAAAGAGAGAUGAACAAAAACAUAGGCGAAACAUGACUGUACGCAUGUUUUGUGAAGGCGUCUUCGAUGAUUCAGGCGCCCAGGUCAGUCGUCCUCUGCCCGCUCCCCGCCCAUCCCCUCCGUCUCCUCCUCUCUCUCUUCGUUUCUCUGCUCCGUCCGACCCUACUCCGUCCAGGAUCGACGGCUCCUCCGCACCGCUUUAUUGGCCCUCGACAUCUGGUAGUUUCAUAUUUUUUGCGGAUCCUCGGCUCCCAACGCGGCUUCCCACUACUGGCGGCUCUCCAUUGCCCUUCGGAUUUAUGGUGUUUAUUGUGACACAUGUAGGCCUUCUUCUUCUUUCUCUCUCUGCUCCUGAGAAUGUCUGUGCAGAAGUGAGACGUGUCAAAAGUCGGGGGGCUCGAAAUGCCCUUUUGACACUCCACAAUACCAUCUUCCCGCCCGCUGUUUGCUGCUCCGCGCAGGCUCCCGCCGUCCAUCGCACACGUCUGCGUCUCUUUGGAUUCUCACGCUAUUCACGCGACGAUCAGAUUUUUGUAUUGCUUUCGCAAAUAAUUGAGACUUUCGGCCGCUCCCGUUCGCGCACCGCCCCGGGAGCCUACUGCGAGAACAAGGAGACAUCAACUUCCUUCGUGAUUCUUCUCUAAAUCUCUUCUCUCUUCUCGCUCUUUCCUCGCUCUUUUUAUUUCUUCCAUUCCUUACUUCAGAUGAUCUAGAAUCGGACGGUCGGUACCGGAGUGUACAAGUAGAUUCAUCUAGAUACAUCCACAUGACCAAGGUGAGUUGCCACGUCACAGCCCUUUUUGAAAGGACCCUCUCAUCUCAUUUGUGAGUAAAAUAAGAUACCUUUUUGGCCAGCAGUCUCUAGGGGCUACUGAAGAUGCUGCGAGUCGGAUUGUGUAGGUUUUGAGUCACAAGAAACAGUGGGCAAGAGACGGAGACGCAGAAACUGAGGAGCUCCGACUAAAUUAGUGCGCGAACCUUCGGAAACCGCCGAUCUGAUAGGCCCUCGCUCCCUUCCCGCGACUUUCUUCGCUUCUUUCUGCUCAACAAACUAUAAGGUCAAUAGAACAUAAAAAAUAUUAUUAUUUAUGAGCCACAAAAUAUGGAAACUGCAAUUCCAUCUUAGUUUUAUCACCCUCCGGGCCAUCCAAUUUGCAUUUUAUCACAUCGAAGACGCCCCCGUCCUGUCCGUUCCCAACUGACUACUAUCAGUUCUUUUCCCCACGUUUCCCACGAUGACGGACUAUUUCACGGGAGUUCCUUUCGUUCAUUACUCUCGAAAGAAGGUAACUUUUGGUGCGAGUGUCGGUGACGACUUGGCCUUCUUCUCUCAGUCGUCGUCGUCGCUGUCAAUUAGCAUAGUAAGCAUAGUUAAUGCCCACGAGCGGCAAGAGAGGAUGGGCAAUUCCGUCGGUCUCACACCGUCACUUGAUUGCUUGCAGCGCGGGCCCGAUGAUUUGCAAUUGUCACUGAGCAACGGAGGAGCAGCGACGGCGACUGCUGGCGGAGCGGUCGGAGCCUUCUACGCGAACGUCAUGACGGCCGACUCGGAGCCGAAGAAGGCGAAACUCGAUCCGACGCUGUACGCCUCGCAGUUCUACACGCCCGCAAUGCACCACGGAUUGACGGCGUCUGGGGCGACUGCUGCGGUCGCCGCCGCCGCUGCAGCCGCUUCCAACGCGACUACGGCUCAACUACUCACUGGUAACCCCAUUACUCAGAUUCAGGUUAGUUAUCAUAACUGAUUCAAUUUGUGGUCAGUCUUUAACCUCCUGAAAGAUCUAUAUUUUGAAAUGCGGCAUUUCGUGAUUCAUAGGGGAAGAUUCCCAUUGUUUUGGGGCGUCUCAAAACAAAAACGAAAGUUUUAAUUUGCAGGGAAUUCAGCUCUCAACGCUGCCACAAUGCAACACAACGUCGUCGGCCACCACUGCUCCAAGAUCCAAGGUCUGUCUUUUGCUCCCUUUCCCCUUUUCGAACUUCUUCUGCAGGUUGUCCACGUCCGUAACAUACCGCCAGACCUCGUGGACGUGGAAUUGAUGCAGCUCUGCAUUCAGUACGGGCCCGUCUGCAACUACAUGAUGUUGAAGGGGAAAAGCCAGGUGAGUGAGUGAGGAAUGACGCACGACGAGGCGGUUAUCAGUGCUCCGCCGCUCGUUGCCAUGCCAUUUUUCUCCCAUUGCAGGCGUUCGUCGAGUACGAGGACGAGGCGAGUGCGUGCGCAUUUGUGGCUGCCAUGACUGCCGUCCCCAUUCAGGUUUGCCUACUUCCAACUUUUCUAUACACUUCCAAAUGGCUUUUCAGAUUCGCGGACGCACACUUUUCGCCCAGUACAGUACUCACCGCGAGCUCAAGUUCGAGAAGAACAGCAAGGCAAUCAGUGAUACCGAGGUACGUCAGACAGACAGAAAAAGAGCAAACGAAGGAAGACGUGGGCGUAUAGAGUAGGGUACAAAUGUGGGAAAACGGAAACCCGAGCAAAGAGCUUGAGAGCAUCCGCAGAGUCUCUCACCAACCGUUCGCUACUUGAAAGAGCUGCUAGUUCAAAAAUUGCCAAACUUCAUCAAUAAUUCAGAAUUAUUUGUUGUUUGGCAGGGACUAUACUUGUUGUGGGUCAAGAAGAACCCUUCCGUCCGGUUGAUUCCCUCUGUUUCAUUUGUCACAUUCAUCCCCCCAAUAUUGCUCGAAUUCAUCCGUGCUCCGCUUCAUUUCAGUGUGUCAAGAGCGGGGUCGCAUCUGGUUAUAAUCACUCGGAGGCGCGCAUCUUCUUUCCGUUUCCAGCCGCCUCUCCGAUUCCGUCGCUCUCUCGGCUUGUUCGUUCGCACCGCCAUUUUAUAAAAUUGGCUGCUUGCCGGGGCAAAACGACGGCUGCGCGCGCUCUUCGGGAAUUGAAACACGGAAUUAAUUCCAUUAGGUGCAUUCGAAGAGUGCUCGGAGAGCAAGAGCGACGGGAUGAGACGGGUGGAAAAAGAGACACUGAGAUUAUGCAAAACAGACAUCCUGUUGCACAUCCGACAAUCAUCGUAGACCAUUCACCACCACAUGUGUCUUCUUCAUUUGGAAUUCCUCCAGAAGCACUUGAGCAUCUCCUUUUUUUUCUAGACCUCGUGUUCAAAAUUUUAAAGUUGUUUGCCAACUGAAAAUCGAGUUCUGAUACUUCAGACACUCGGAUUUUUGUACUCAUAGAUCCUUCCAGAUGUAUUCAUAAGAAGAACCAGUGGGACCAGUUGGAGUGCUCAUAUAUAACUCUUAUGUCGUAUCCAUCGGAGAUCUCAAAAGCACAAACCUCGCCUCCUUUUUCAUUUCUCCGUUUUCAUCCAUCAAACCUUGCGCCCUUUGCAAGGUGCUGCGUCGAUAAAACCGGACGAUAAAAAGUUAUGGAUCGUGUCGGUUUCGGUUUUAAUUUCGGUUUCCGUUCCGCAAAAGCAAAGGGGAAACACUCGUCGGCAGGUUGCAGCUGCUACCACUCGGCUCCGCUUCCAGUGCCGUUUUGUGUCUGUCAGUUCCACGGUGGUCUCAUAUUGAGUCGAUGCUCAAGCUGAGCCCCUUCCUUUCCUAGUCCUCCUAAUUACAAAUUCGACAAAUAGCAGUGCCCUCCAUUGGAAUAUGGGGCUCCCUUUUCCCUCCUCGUCUUUCGAUCCCUGCCGGUCUGGCGCCCCUUCUUUCCGCCAAGCCAAUAUUCGCUUUUCGCCUUCUUCGUCUCCACUCGUCAUUCCGUCACACAUUAAUUAAAGGAUUUUUGAAAUGCUGCUCACGGAGCGUCGGCUAUUUGUCUUCGUCGGUGGCCCUUUUCUCGGCUUUACACACUCAGCAACCACAUCGUUUCACUUCCAAAUCUGAUUACCUCGAACACCUGUUUGGCGUCGAGAGAGUUCGAGUUCGCGGCUCCGUUCUCCGUCUCGUUUUUCUCCAGAUUGCAGUGCCAUUACUUGAUUAUUUUCUUUCUCCGUCCACCAAUUUUGCUCAUUUCCGGCGAUAUGCUCCCAUAUUGAAUGCAUUGUUUUCGUGCCGGCGAGCCCAUACUUUAAUUGCCAGGGACUAUAAUUACCACUCUGGGGAUCCACGGUAAUCGACUCCAUCGGUAAACAUUCUCUCUUGCCAAAAUCAUCAUAAUGUUCAUAUCAUCCAUCCGUCCGCCCGUCGGCCUGAAAAAGAAGUCUCCCCCGGCUUCCGUCUCGCAAAUAAGCUUCAUCUUCGGAGAGAGCAGCUCGUGCUUCGUUAAUUAUUCGCUUUCUUUUAUAUGUGUGUGUGUGUACAUACAUGUUGUGUAUAUUAGAAGAAUAUGAGCCGAGAUCCAUGACGGAUUCCUUUCAAUAUGAUUCUUAUGCACUUUUCCUUCAAAGUAGACGGUCCGUGACGAUGAGCUGUCCGCGUUGGCCUUUCCCCUCCUUCUCCCACUUCCUAUCGCGUAUUUCCGUUCUGAUAUCGCAAAUCCAAAAUCCGAAAUCAGUGCGGAAAUCCGAAACAUGAGAUCUCUCCAUCAUCCGCUCUUUCUCGAAUCUUCAGCUUCCGACGUCUUCUUCCCUCCGCCAAUUCCACUUUUCCACUUCAUUAGUCAAAACGAAACUGGCCGCUUUCACCCUCUUCCUCUCUCUCUCGAAUGCCUAAAAACAACUCGUCCCCAUUUCCAACUAAAUUUGAAUAAGUGCUCCUCCUCCAUCUAUAAUUCUGCCACUCGUGUCUUGCAUUUCAAUUGGCUCAUUCUCUAUGCCCCCACAGAUCCUUCGGCUUCGGACCAGCUGAAACUGCAAUUCCAGCUGCAUUCUGUUUUGACCGCCGUCGCCUCCUUCUUCUUCUUCUUCUUCGCCGCCGUUGACGCCUUCUUCUUCUUCUUCUCAUUUCACGCUUUCGUGCAUUUCAAUAGUCUCCAUCUCUCCAAUUAUCGCAGUCUCGCCGCCGCUCUCAACUUUUUGCCGAUCGGGUCGAAAGGACAGUUACAUUCGCAUCCAUUCACAGUGAUAAAUUUCUGGGUCAACUGACGGCAAACGUCGUCUUUUUUGCCACACUCAGAUUCUCGGAACCAGAAGAAGAACCUCGACGAUGACCGGAUAAAUUACAGUCUAUGUACAAAACGGCACCAAAAAAGUGUGCGUUGCAGGGUGGGAGAAGGACAUUCUCUCGGCAGGAUUAACGAGCGAAAGAGGGGGGAGAAGAGACACCGACCCAGUAACGGUUUCAUCCGCUUUCCACGCAUCCGUGUCCCCUCGCCCGGCUGCUUCAUCGUCUCGUUCAUCAGAAUAGUAAUACUAGUAUCAUGUAUUUACCGUAGGUCUCCGCAAUAUGCCUGCUUGCUUCUACUCCUUCUCUCUAGAUAUAUUUCUCGCCUCGACGUCGUCCAAUUGCUAAUUAAUAUAAAUUGAGCCCCGAGGCGACGAGCCGCUAUAUGAGCUGCUUCUGCUCGCGAGCUCCCGCCCUCCUCCGCCUCCCCUCCCCGUCGUCCUUCGCCGUCUUUUUGGAUAAAAGCGAAACGAAAUCAACCGGCGACGUCGAGAAAUGUCCAUAGCAUUUGCUGCUUACACCUUCACCUGCCCUCUCUUGGAGAGUUUGAGUCUCUCUGGCUCUCUCUCUCUCUCUCUCUUCUUGUCAAUUCCCGUGGGCUAUCAUUAUCACCCGACGGCGACGAAAGCAACGGCUCUCCACCACUAUACGACUCUUCCGCCGGAAUACUUUUGGGAAAUUCAUUUCUCUCUUCUUUCUUGCUCUUUGUUAUCACAGACCAUGCAGCUCUAAAUAUAGAUGUCUCCGAUCUUUAGAGAGUUCACCUGAUCGCUAUUCAGAAUCGCAGUCCGAGUAAUCCAAUUAGUACGGUUUCUCCUUUCCAACUCUCUCCUUUUCAUCCCUCGCGAUCGUCCUCUACAUCUGGUAAUCCACCUGCUGCCGUCGCCCGCCUCCAUCUCUUUCAUACAGUGCAAACACGUGUUACACAACUGUCGAAGCUCUUCUUUCCCUCGGCACUUUCUCCGUUUUUGCCUCCCCCGCCGGGCAAUUGCAGUUUUAUCAUCGUCCGCGCCCCCGCUCCCCUCCUUCCCUUCUUUCAUUCCUUUCUUUAUUCCCAUCAUUCGUUCCCGCUCUCAUAUCGAUCUGGACCCGCAUGGAUUCUCCGUCCGCUUCCUCCUCCAACUCCUCCGUUCUAUCACGCAAACGCCGCGACGUUUCCCCUUCUUAUGACAACUACAGUACGACGAAGCGACUGGCGUUUUGCGAGCCGCAGUUGGCGACGGGUGCGUCUCCUCACGUGCUUCUAGCCGCGCCACUGCCGCCGUCCCAACCGCCCGUCAAGUUCCGAAGAAUGGCAGCUCAAGUGCUCACUUCCGACCAUCCGUACCAUCAGCUCGACGCCACCGCCGCGUUCCGCGCUCCCGUCAACACUGACGUGGCAGCCGCCAGAACGUCUGUUAAAGUUGGUGACUCAUAGGAAAAGCAUUUACGAAAACGUUUCGAAACUAAAAAUGUUUUGGAAACUAAAGACCAGUGAAGAAACCAGUUGCAUCUUAGUGUGCCAUGUUUCAGAGUGUCACCAAUGGAUCCGUCUCGAACUUUGAAGUCGGAACUCAGCAGCAGCCGAACAGUGUUCUUCGCGUCAUCAUCGAGAACAUGAUGUUCCCGGUGAGCCUCGAAGUGCUCCAUCAGUUGUUCACUCGCUACGGAAAGGUUCUCCGCAUCAUCACCUUCAACAAGAACAGUGAGUUUUCGAGCAAUUCCCGUUCAUUCCCCACUUUUUCUUUCAGACACUUUCCAAGCGCUCAUCCAGAUGAGCGAGGCGAACUCUGCGCAGCUGGCGAAGCAAGGACUCGAGAACCAGAACGUUUACAACGGCUGCUGCACCCUUCGUAUCGACUACAGCAAACUGAGCACUCUGAACGUGAAGUACAACAACGAUAAGUCUCGCGAUUACACCAAUCCAAACCUGCCAGCUGGUGAAAUGACUCUCGAGCAGUCUUUGGCCAUCGGUACAGCAAUCCAGACCACCGAACUUUAAGAUAAUAAGGAUCUUUCCAGGUGUCCCAGGGCUGCAGAAUCUGAUCGCCUCGAAUCCGUACAAUUUCCCGUUCGGCGCCAAUCCGGCCACCACCUUCCUCACCAGCCAGCUCGCUUCGUCCGCCGCCGCCGCCGCUGCCACUGGUUAGUUUUCCGCUCUUAAUUUGCCGCGAAGCCUCUUUCGGAAGUGCCUUCUCGAGUGUUCUCGUUUCCAGACUCUGCCAACGCCGCCGCCCUCGCUCCGUAUCUGCCUGCUCUCGGACUGACUUCCGCCAGCCUGACCCCCUCGAUUUCCUCGCUGCGCUUCCCGGUCAACGUGCUCAAUCUGACGCCGGUCAUUCUGGUGUCGAACCUUCACGAGAUGGUAGAGUCAUUUGAAACAGACUAGGAACCGGGUCAAACACUUGCCUUCUCUCCUCUCUCGCAUCCCUUUCGGCAUGCUUCCGAUCGAUUUCUAGUCGCCCCUUCUGAACAGUUUGCUCUUUGGUUCAUGUGGCACUCUCUCUCUCUCUUUUUUGAUCUGUCGCCUAAUCCAGAUCACAACUUUUACUACUACUACUACUAGCACCCCAUCAACCCUAUUUACUACUAUUCCUCUCUUUUCUAAUCUAUCCUAUUUUAUUUCAGAAAGUCACCACGGAUGCCCUCUUCACCCUUUUUGGUAUGUUUCUUUUCUUUCUCUCUCUCUCUCUCUCUCUUUACCCUGUCGGUCUAUCGAUGAUUUUCUCUCCGAUUUUGGUUGCUAUUACACGUUGCUUUUCUUCCGAAAAACCAUGAAAGCGUAGAUGCACACAAAAACAAGUGAAAACGACCCGUAAACAAUACAUAAGAGAAUUUAUGGUUUUAUGUGGUGCGCAAGCAAGAGCAGAGAGCAUUUCAGGGGUCUACGGAGAUGUGAUGCGUGUAAAGAUACUGUACAACAAGAAGGACAACGCACUCAUUCAGUACUCGGAGCCGCAGCAGGCACAGCUCGGUUCGUGUUACAGACAGGGCAACACGUUAAAACAAUUCGCUUACAGCUCUGACCCAUCUGGACAAAGUGAAAUGGCACGAUCGCCUGAUCCGUGUGGCUCCGUCGAAGCACACAAACGUGCAGAUGCCGAAGGAAGGGCAGCCGGACGCCGGGCUCACUCGCGACUACGCCCACUCGACUCUGCAUCGCUUCAAGAAGCCGGGAUCGAAGAACUAUCUGAAUAUCUACCCGCCGUGCGCCACUCUCCAUCUCUCCAACAUUCCGACUUCUGUCAGUGAGGACAAGCUGAAGGAAAUGUUCUCCGAGGCUGGCUACGCCGUCAAGGCUUUCAAGUUCUUCCCGUAAGUGUUCUCUUAUUCGCUGUCGCUUCCUGCUCAAUCAGUAUGUUUCCAGAAAAGACCACAAGAUGGCCCUGUGUCAGCUGGAAGACAUCGAGACGGCGAUCGACGCGCUGAUCCGCAUGCACAACCACAAGCUGGCCGAGAACGCGCAUCUGAGGGUGUCGUUCUCAAAAUCCGGCAUCUAG